Molecule: messenger RNA, 4127 nt
Organism: Thamnophis elegans (Western terrestrial garter snake)
Lineage: Eukaryota; Metazoa; Chordata; Lepidosauria; Squamata; Natricidae
Gene: GCNT1
Product: glucosaminyl (N-acetyl) transferase 1
Exons: 2
Coding region: 361-1668 (435 amino acids)
Cellular component (GO): membrane
Molecular function (GO): beta-1,3-galactosyl-O-glycosyl-glycoprotein beta-1,6-N-acetylglucosaminyltransferase activity
Source: RefSeq, a predicted model, not a curated record
GUUUUUUUUUUCCUGUACGGCAGUAGCUUUUUUUUUCUUCAGCCAUUCUUGGAGGAAAAAAGAAUCAGAAAAGUAUUACCACAAACAUUAGUGCACAAAAGGUGGCUCUUCUUUUUACAGGACAGGGUAUAUAACUUUUUUAAAAAAAAAACUAUCAAGAGACACAUGCCAUCAGGAAUAAUCUGCUGAGAGAUAUCGUCCAACAGUUGGAAGGGGUAGUGAGAAAUGGAUCAGCAGAACAAGACAAGCUGUGUGCCACAGGUCUGCAAUUGAUGGCUUGAAAGGAACCUAUGAAAGAGAAAUGCGAAGAGAACUGCGCAUGACUGGAACUUAAUCAUGUGUACAGAGAAAGUCCCUUAAAUGUUUGAAAGGUUCCAAAUGUUGUCUGAAAUGCUAAGGAGGAAACUUCGUCACUGUGCUUUCUUACGGUUUAAGCCUCUUUGGGUGUUAAUUUGUACAUUUGGAAUCUGGUCUUAUAUUACAAUUCACCAGAAACCAACCUACCAAGAUUAUGAGCAUUUGGAAUUGACUAGUGAGCAUCUUAAUACAGUAAACUGUUCCAAGAUACUAGAGGGUGACAAAGAGGAAAUUGAAAAAGUAAAGCUUGAACUGUUAAAAGUGUCCUUUAGGAGAACCCCCAAAAUGACGCCAAAUGACUAUAUCAACAUGACAGUUGAUUGUGCCUCCUUCAUUAAGAAGCGGAAAUAUAUUAUGGAACCUCUCAGCCAAGAAGAAGCAGAAUUUCCCAUUGCGUAUUCAAUAGUGGCUUAUCAUAAAAUUAAUAUGCUUGAGGGACUUCUGAGAACCAUAUACGCUCCUCAAAAUUAUUACUGCAUUCAUGUUGACAAGAAGUCCCCGGAGUCUUUCUUGGCAGCGGUAAAAAGCAUUGCAUCAUGUUUUCCCAAUGUCUUCGUUGCCAGCCAGUUGGAAAGUGUAGUCUAUGCCUCAUGGAGCCGGGUACAAGCUGACCUCAACUGCAUGAAGGACCUCUACAGAAGGAAUGUGAGCUGGAAGUACUUGAUCAAUCUCUGUGGCAUGGAUUUCCCAAUCAAGACCAAUCAAGAGAUUGUGGAGAAGUUGAAAGCCCUCAACGGUGAAAAUAGUUUAGAAACGGAAAAAAUGCCUUCAAACAAAGAGGUGAGGUGGAAGAAACAUUAUGAAGUAGUUGAUGGCAAGGUAAAAAAUAUGAGGAUAGACAAACAGCAUCCACCUUUCAACAUACCCAUUUUCUCUGGAAGUGCCUAUUUUGUUGUUAAUAGGAAAUUUGUGGAAUAUGUAUUAGAGAACAGCAAAAUCCUUGCUUUUAUAGAAUGGGCUAAAGACACUUACAGUCCUGAUGAAUACUUAUGGGCUACAAUCCAGCGAAUCCCUGAAGUUCCUGGUGCAGUCUCUGCCAGUGACAAAUACGAUGUUUCCGAUAUGAAUGCCAUUGCCCGGUUUGUGAAGUGGGAUUACUUUGAGGGGGAUGUAUCCAAGGGUGCUCCUUACCCACCUUGCAAUGGAGUUCACGUCCGUUCUGUAUGUGUCUUUGGAGUCGGAGACUUGAGCUGGAUGUUACGGAAACAUCAUUUUUUUGCCAACAAGUUUGAUACUGACGUUGAUCCUUUUGCAAUUCAAUGUCUGGAAGAGCAUUUACGAGACAAAGUGCUACAACAACGCAGACAUUAACGUGCAGUGUUCUUUUUAUGGUACAUGUCUUUCUCAUUUGAUUAAAUUGGCAGAAAAGAGAUGGAAAAUACAAUACCCCUUUUUUGUUUUUAAACAAAGCUUGUAGGGUGAUUAUCUAGCUGAUUGUAUCCCCUGAGCUUUCUUAAUUGUUUUUUUUUCUAAAAUAGUUCUAUUACAAAAAUUCUCUUGCAAAAGGCCACAGGAUUUUAGGCAUGAAACAAGAUCCUCCAGUUUACAACUGAAAGACUUACACUCUGUUCAUCUCUCCUCUGUAUCUUUUAAAGAAUUCUGUUAGAAAUCAAAUAAUCUUGAUCCUUAGUUGGUGUAGCCACUAAGAUUACUUUCCUUAGUGGAAAAUGGACUAUUUUGAGAACUAAAAGUACUCAUGGUGGAAAAGAUCUCAGAUUAAGGGAAAUUUAUGAGAUUAUGAAAUGGUAAUUUGAAGUAUAUUUAUGUCUCUAUUGUCAAAUUACCGAAUUCUACACACACACACACACACACACACUUUUUUAAACUGUACCAGCAAUAUUUACAUAUAUACACAAAACACAUGCAAGUUGUUUUUUCUAAGUUUAAUUUUUCAGAUAGACUAUUCAGUUUUUAUAGACGUUUUGUCAAUAGAAAUGUAGCAGAAGCCUCCUAGUUAAAAUAUUCUCAGGGAAAUAAAAUGUAUGCCUGUUUAUGUUCUUUUUAAUAUAACUUGAUGGCAUUUAUGUUUGCUGCUUGCCAAAUCAUUUGUCACUUUUCCAUAAUGGGAAAACAAAACAAAUCAGUAGAAUUGUUAAUUCAUAAUAGUUCCUACCAUUAAUUUUACUACUGAAAAUUUUUUACUCUUCCAAAUUGAAAAAAAUGUAUCCUUUUUAAGGCUUGCUGUUAUGCUAACUGCAUACAACUCUUCAAAAGGGGAGGAGUUAACAUAUUUCAGUUCUUAAUAAAUCAAAGCAGCAGAACAAGCAAGCUCUAGAACAGGCAUAAUAAGUGCUGUUUCUGUUUAUAGCUAGAUUUUUUCUUUUCUUGGUGUGUUUCCCAAUGCUGGCUUGGAAACAAUUUAUGGAAAUGGCAUGAGGUACAAAAUAGGACUUCAGUUUCCUGCUGAACAUCCAAGUGUUCCAGAAUAGUCCAUAAUUAAAACUGCGCUGGAUAGAAUUCUAUCUUCCGGCUGCAAUAUAUUAUGUCAAAUUAUAUUUCUAUACAUGUUUUAUUUCUUAUGUGUUAAUUUUUAAAAGGGAGGAAAAGUCUCAUUUAAGUUGAGUUGGGUUCUUGUUGACAUCAAAGGAAAGCCCAUCAGGGUUUUUUGGCCAGCAUUGGUGACCAGUGCUGACAAUUUUAUUUAUUUCUUUAUUUAUUGGUCAUCCCCAUGUAGCCUUACACCCGGGUAGGCAAAGUUGUAGACAAAAGUGAAAAUGUUUUUAAAAGAGGACAAAAUCCUACCUGGCUCAUUGAUCAACCAAGCAGGAUGAACAAUUGUUUAGAAAUUUGCCAUCAGGAUGAUUGAAAAACAUGCAAUUUCAAUUAUAUUGCAUAGAUAAUAUGUGGGGGACAAAGUUUCUUAAGGGUUAUUUACCAAAAGUUUGCCUGUUCACUCCACUUUGGACCUACUGCCCACUUUCCUCUUUUGAGUCUAGGAACUGUUGUCAUCUGACCACAGGUAAAAUGAGUUUCUGUAGUUCAAUGUUUCUCAACCUUGGUAAUUUUAAGAUAUGUGAACUUCAACUCCCAGAAUUCCCCAGCCAGCCAUGGAAAAUCUGGAAUUUGAAGUCCACAUAUCUUAAACUUGCUAAAGUUGGGAAACGUUGCUGUAGGAUUUAUCCCAUGAUGCUUGUGACUUUCCUUAAGUCACCCUACUUUAAAUAUUUUUGCUGCAGUUUAAUGUAGUAGAAUCUUAUGUUCUUUCCUUCAUCUUUUGUUCAUGUACGUUUUUUUCCAACUUCAUCUUCCCUACCGGAUGAUCUACUCUCUCUUGAUUUGGAGUUUCCAGUAGCUGUUAAGAGAGGCUUAUGUUGAGACAUCUUGCUUGGCAUGAUCCCAAAACAUUACUGAAAACCAUAGUUUAGCUAUGCAACUGGACCAUGGCAAUGGGUCCUGACUUAUCUUCAAGAUUCAGCAAGACAUUGAUUGGGUUAUCUCACAUAUUGGAUUCAUUUAGCAUGUGAAUGAAUACUCUGACUUGGUAAAUUCUUACAGAUAAUGGUACUCAUGCUUCAGUUAAGAAGAAUAGAUGCCUUCCAAAAAUAUCCAUGUACGUGCAAUAAAUCAUUGUAUGUGAUAAUUUAUUUUAAUUUUGUUUGCUGUUUGGCACUACUGAAGAUGUCAUCUGAUAAUAACUGAUUAUUAAUUACAAUUCACUGAUUAUAAGUGAAUGGAUUUUUGUUAGCUACAUUGGCAUUCAGUUGACCAAUUCUAUGUUGUAAUGCUCAAAUUCAGUUACCAAAACAUUUAAUAAAUAUGUGAUAUAGUAA